AGUGGAAUUAUGUGGCUCAGUUAACACGGUUCAUAAACUGUGCAGCUCAAUCAAGAAAGCCAUGUACGUGGGAACAGUGUGAGUGUAAAUAGAUGCCUGAAGUAGAAGAUGCAGUUCAAGUGGAAAAUGAUGCAGGCAGAUGAUUCUGGGAGCAGAGAACACUCACUGCAGAGGAAGAUGUAUUCUGUGCGGGACCCCUCACUGCCGUGCACCUCUCAACACUGAGAAUGGAUGGUCUGAGAAGAGGAUCAACGCUCAUCCUUUUCACAUAAGCCUUCCUGGACUGUGAUCAGUUGUGACUGCAGUUUGAAUUAUGGCUGAGGAAUGAAGUCUUGAAAUAUGCUGCAGAUUUAUUCUUCGUGUUGAAUGGAUGGCUGAUGGACAGGAUUGUUUCCGUUUUGCCCUCAUCUAACUCCUUCGAGCACAUGGUGUGUGCAGAGGCCUGGCUGAGUGGCAGCAAGUGCCACCAUGCACCAUUUAUUUGGGCUGGUUUUGGCACAAAGGGACCUUUCACGUGCAGGGGAUCUUUUCUCCUUGGAGGAUGCUGAAAUUGAAGGAAGCCUCUCUGAAGCUCUUGAACAAAUAAGGACAAUUAGUUCAUCUGCUGACUACCAAACCAAUGACAACGACCAGGCCGUUGUGGAAAUCUGCAUCACUCGCAUCACCACUGCCAUCAGGGAGACGGAGUCCAUAGAGAAGCAUGGGAAAGCCCUGGUGGCUCUCUGGGAGUCGUGUCUGGAGCACAAUCUGAAGCCUUCUGGCAAAGACGAGGACACGCCGCAUGCGAAAAUUGCAUCUGAUAUCAUGAGCUGCAUCUUGCAGAAUUACAGCCGCCCUUCGGUGAUGGCCCUGGCCGUCCCAGUGGCGGUGAAAUUCCUUCAGAGGGGCAAUAAGGAGCUGUGCAGAAACAUGUCGAGUUACCUCUCCCUGGCUGCCAUUGCUGAAGCAGAGCUGCUGGCUGAGCACACAGAUGCCAUUGUCAAAAGUGUCCUUCAAGGGAACUCGCUGCUGCUGCGUGUCCUGCCUGCCCUAUAUGAGAAGCAGCCACAGCCAAUGGUGCACCGCCUGCCCGAGCUUCUGGCACUGAUGGGCCACCUGCAGCCAUCCGAGCAGCAGCACCUCCUGCGGCUGCUCCAGCUCAUGGCACGGAGGAAAGAGCUCGGGGUGCUGAAAGAAUGUCUUCUGUGUCUGUUGGGGCUUGUGAGAGACCCCAACCAUAGUGACAUUAUCCUAAACAUACUGACAGAAGUAUCUGGCUAUGACCCAACGGCCUUGGCUGCGUUUCUUCCAGAGCUAAAAGAAAUUGGUGAGAGUUUCCCACAUUUGAUUGGGCAAACAGCGAAGAUCUUUGGGGCUGUUGGACACGUUGAUGAGGAGCAAGCCAGGAAGUGCCUGAUGUAUUUGGUGAACCAGCUGGCCAACAUGGAGCACUCUUUUCACCACAUCCUUUUGCUGGAAAUUAAGAGUCUCACUGACACGUUCUCUGGCAUCUUGGGCACCCAGAGCAGAGACAUCUACCGCAUGAGCAACAGCUUCACUGCCAUAGCCAAGCUCCUGGUCAGGCAGCUGGAGAACAGCAGCUCAGCAUCAGCCAGGACAGAAAAUGAUACAGACACGGUAUCCCCUGUGCCACUGGGCAAUUUAAAAUCUGUUGUGAAUGGAAAUGAAGAAGAUGAAACACUUCAAGAGAAAAUACAGGCUUUUGAAGAAAAAAUAAAUAUUGACACCAGUACCCCUGGCUCAGUGAGAAGAUACAGCUUAGGCCAGGUUUCUAAAGAAGAAAGGAAGGAUAUGAGAUUUAACAGGUCCAAGAGCCUGGCUUUGCAUGCAGUCCGCAUGAAGGGGGUGAACACAGACAGUGGGCGAGACGAGGAGAAUGAGGAUGUAACAGCUGGGAUCUCCUUCACCGAGAUCUACGACAGCCAAGAAAAUGACAAGUUGCCUUUCAGUGUCGAUGCUGAAGAAAUGCAACUGGGAAAUUCCUUGGUUUCACACCAGAGUAUCGAUUGCACAGAAUCAGAAGGUUCUCCAGCACCUGCUGGAGGAGAGGCCCAGGAAGGAAGCAUGGUGCUGGGGAAGGGUCCUGCGGAGUGCCACGACAAGCUCUACCUGCACUUGAAGGAAAACCUGGGUAAAGUGAAAACAUACGUCAUGGAGAUGGGGAGGAGGAUUCCUGUCCCUGACCAUUGUGUUAUUGAAGAUACCGUGAGAAGCUGUGUAGCAAAGCUGUUCUUCAGCUGUCCCCUGAAGGGCCACUACUGCCUCUACAGCAAAUCCAGCUUCACACUGCUCAGCCCUCAGCCUCCACUGUGGAUCCACAUCAUGUUCCUCUUCCAGCAGAGCCUGUUUGCUGAGCCUUUGUCAAUGCAGAGUAGUUCCGUGCAAGUCCUCAAGGCCCUAUGGGAGAAGACACAGCUCAAGGGGACGCACAGUUUUGAAACUGCCAUGAUCCAGUCUACAUUCCCACACCAAAAGGAUCUGGACCACGUGCAGAUGCACCUGGAAGAAGUGAGGUUCUUUGAUUUAUUUGGCUACAGCGAGGAAGCGGGAGCCUGGCAGUGCUUCAUGUGCAACAACCCUGAGAAGGCAACAGAAGUGAACCAGGACGGGCAGCCGCUGAUGGAAGGCAAGCUGAAGGAGAAGCAGGUCCGCUGGAAGUUCAUCAAGAGGUGGAAAACUCGCUACUUCACCCUUGCUGGAAACCAGCUGCUCUUUCGGAAAGGAAAAUCCACGACCCCGAUGACUGCCCCAUUGAGCUCAGCAAGGUGCAGAGUGUCAAAGUGGUGGCCAAGAAGCGCCGGGACCGCAGCCUGCCCCGGGCCUUCGAGAUCUUCACCGACAGCAAGAGCUACGUCUUCAAGGCCAAGGAUGAGAAGAGCACGGAGGAGUGGCUGCAGUGCAUCAACGUUGCUAUCGCACAGGCCAAGGAGAGGGAGAGCAGAGAGGCCACCACGUACCUGUAGGGCUGCAGUGCUGAGCAUCCCACUGCUCUGCACCCUCCAUGAGCUGCCCGGGGUGGUGGGCAGCUGCUGGGACAUGGGAGGCUGUGGGGUGGCUGUAAUGCUGCCAGAAGACCCAGUGCUGCCAUCCGUGUGCAGGUAGAGAUGGAGCUGCCACGUCCACAUGCAAAGUACAGCUUUUCCUUCAGGCUGGUCGCCUCCAAGCUGGGAGAUGUGGCUGGAAAGCAGCCCAGCUCCAAUCCUACGGCUCAGGUGUCCAUGGCCUUGGCACUGCUGGGAGCACCCCACGUCCCCGGGCUGCCUGCAUUCCUCCAUCUGCAAAACGAUCGUCCUCCUCCUUAUUUAACCUCAAUGCCUCUUACCUUUUUCCUGUCCCUGUGAAUAAAAAUCACAGCUGUUUCUCCCUUCAGGUCAGAGAUGGGGCGAUUUUAAAGAUUUAACAGUGCAGAAGAACAAAUUUAAAUAUUUAAGUGUUUUGGUUUCUUGCCACCUUCUCCCACUUUGCCCCCAUCUGUAACCAACACAAUUUUUAAAAACUGUUUUCCUUUUUAUUUUUUUAAUUACUUGCCUUCACUGUAAGCUUUCAGAAUGGCUCUAAAAAUGGAUCAUUUCAA
This is a messenger RNA of Lagopus leucura (white-tailed ptarmigan), 3574 nucleotides long. RefSeq names its product ventricular zone expressed PH domain containing 1 (gene VEPH1). The record is from RefSeq and is a predicted model, not a curated record. Gene Ontology annotation, molecular function: phosphatidylinositol-5-phosphate binding. Gene Ontology annotation, cellular component: plasma membrane. The transcript has 15 exons. NCBI's taxonomy places the organism in Eukaryota, Metazoa, Chordata, Aves, Galliformes, Phasianidae. Bases 469 to 3102 code for a protein of 877 amino acids. Gene Ontology annotation, biological process: regulation of signal transduction.